Engraulis encrasicolus (European anchovy) is the source of this 3019-nucleotide messenger RNA. It is a transcript of the gene sox12, whose product is annotated as SRY-box transcription factor 12. Lineage: Eukaryota; Metazoa; Chordata; Actinopteri; Clupeiformes; Engraulidae. The coding region runs from base 537 to 1979 and encodes 480 amino acids. The transcript has 2 exons. The record is from RefSeq and is a predicted model, not a curated record. Gene Ontology annotation, biological process: anatomical structure morphogenesis; cell differentiation; positive regulation of transcription by RNA polymerase II. Gene Ontology annotation, molecular function: DNA-binding transcription activator activity, RNA polymerase II-specific; RNA polymerase II cis-regulatory region sequence-specific DNA binding.
GACACUGCGAGCCAGCCAGAGAGUGAGAGAGAGGGGGAGAGAAGAAAGAGAGACAGAGAAAGAAGCCGCUCGCUCCACUUGCUCUGCGCUGUGCACACAUACACAGACACAGGAAAGCAUACCGGCAUAGCAGCAGCGGCAGCAGCACCAGCGGUGAGAGCAGACAGAGUGGAGUGUAGCCACGCAGUUCUUUCUCUCGCACACACACACUCAUACACACACAGAGAGACAGACGCACCAGCAUCUUAUCCGGGACUACGGCACUGCUGAACUCUCGGGGGGUCUUUACCACGUCUGGACCACUCCACCGACCGGACCGGUGUCUGUCUGUCUGUCAGCUCGUUUCUGGAUCAGGGAAAGUACUUUUACUGAAUAGACUGCCUUUUUUGUGGAGAUUGGCAUUGAUGUGAGACAGGCACAGCGUGAGUGGCGGAGGUGGUGUUUCAAGAAAACGCACCAGGCAGGCAAUGGAUGACGGUGGGGAGCAGCAGCAGUCAGUGUAACGAGUCCUGAAGUGUAGUGUACACAUCUGCAACAUGGUUCAGCAGAGGGGCCAUCACCACAAGUACCACCACCACCCGUCAUCAUCAGCCAUUAUGGACAGCGAUUCCAGCCACCACCAAGACAUGUACGUGGGAAUGAGCCCCACGAAUGAGGACGGGGAUGACGUUUUCGGGCACGUGCCGCCGUCGGCGACAACACCACCCCCCGCCAACCCCAAGGACCCCAACUGGUGCAAGACGCCCUCCGGCCACAUCAAGAGGCCCAUGAACGCCUUCAUGGUCUGGUCCCAGAUCGAGCGCAGGAAGAUCAUGGAGCAGUGGCCCGACAUGCACAACGCCGAGAUCUCCAAGCGGCUGGGCAAGAGGUGGAAGAUGCUGCCCGACUACGAGAAGAUCCCCUUCAUCAAGGAGGCCGAGAGGCUGCGGCUGAAGCACAUGGCCGACUAUCCGGACUAUAAAUACCGGCCCCGGAAGAAGAGCAAGAGCAGCUCCUCGUCGUCGUCGCCGGCCAAGGCUGGGGGGGAGAAGGGCCCCGGCCACGGCAAGGGCUCCGGCUCCAAGGGCUCCCAUCGCUCCAACUCCUUCACCAGCAGCAAAGGGCUCAAGAGCAAAGCCUCCUCCUCAUCCUCUUCCUCUUCCUCCUCUUCUUCCUCCUCCUCCUCCUCCAGCUCGAGACACAGAGUGAACUUCAACAGCAAUAAGUUCAAGAGCUACAGCGAGAGUGCCAGCGAUGACGACGCAGUGGAUGUAAAGGUGAGCAGUUCGACGGAGCUCUCGCCAGGUCGGCAUGGGCUGCUGGCGAGGACCGGCCUGGGCAUGGGCAUACCUCACUCCUACCAACAUCACCAACAGCAGCAGCAUCAGCAGCACCACCAUCAUGCUCAGCAUCAGCAGCAGACGGCAGGGAUCCCCAGACGGGAGCAUCCGUCUACCACCACCUCCCAGCUCCGGCUCACCCUGCCCCACCUCUCCUCCUUCUCCCCGGGGGGAGGAAGCCCCAGCCUGUCCCCAGACAGCAGUGCAUCUCCCCAGGCAGGGUUGAGCAGCCCCUCCUGCUCCUCCUCCUCCUCCUCCAGGGACCAGGAUGCGCAUGGUGGAGGGGAGUCUUCACACCCGGGUAGAUCCUCCUCCCCCACCUCCACCAGCUCGUCCCCCUUCGUGUCGUCAUCGUCGCCCUCCUCCUCCUCCACCUCUGCCUCCUCCGAUGAGGAGCUGGACGAGGAGAUCCUCCAGCACAUCAUCUCUAGCAGCAGUGGCGGUGGCGGCGGCGGCUUUGACACCAGUGGCGGUGGUGGCGGCGGGGGUGUGCCCAUGGACUACUGCUCCUCCUCCCUGGACAGGGACUUUGAGGCGGCGUUCCACACCAGCUCAGGGUCCCACUUCGACUUCCCCGAUUACUGCACGCCCGAGGUCAACGAGAUGAUCUCCGGCGACCUGCUCGUGCCCAGCAUUUCGGAUCUGGUGUUCACCUACUGAUUUGGGGAUGGGAGGCGUGAGAGGUGUUGCUUUUAAGGCCAACGUAACUUACGUGACUCAGUGUUUUCUUUUAUUGUUUUUUUUUAAGAAAAUGAUUUUCGUUGGUUUGUUUUUUUCUUGGUUUGUUUUGCUCUGGCUGCCUGAUCAGACCUGCCUAACGGUACUAAUCGAACAUCCUCAUGGUCUUGGACCAUUUUUUUUUUUAGAAAAAACUCUUCUAGACAUGGACUGUUCCUUUAGCCGUUGUUGUUAAUUCUCGAUGAAUUCCGUAAGUGCUAUUGCUUUUUUAAUUUCCCCAGCAUGUCUCAUCUUGUGAGCUCUAGACGGAGGGGACAGCACAGGGCUUGUUUUGACUUUGAGAAGCCUUUUUUACUGGAGUUGAAAUGCUCAGACAGUCUCAACAGGUCCCCAGAAACCUCAACACACCUACACACACGCCCACACACACACGUUGAUACACAAAUACACAUGCGCACUCACACGAAAUGAGGACUCUGUACCGACUGAAGUAAUGUCAGGUGAAGGGAAGGUCUGUGCUGUCCAACUUCUCAUUCUGAGUGGGAUGGACAGGUAGUCAAUAGUGUUCUUCUGAAAGCAGUCUAAAGUUCAAGGCUGUGAAGAAAGCAAAAGCGCUAAGAAGGUUCUUUAGGGUUGAUGUCAGGGUGUAAAAUAUUUGAAUCUGUAUUUAUGUACAAAAAAAACGUCAAAGGACUGUGAAAAAUAACUGGACUACCAUGACAGUGUUAUUGCUCUUAACCUACCUAAGGAAGUAGGCAAGAGUGGAGGAAAAAAACCUCUGAAAGGGUCCCUCUUUUUUUCAAGAAAAGAAAAUGCACAAAGUAUUUGCAUCAUGCAUACAGUAUAUUUGAUAUAAGUUUGCCUCUCGCCAGUGUGGUCCCGACUGUGACCUACAGUAGGGAAUGAAAGCAAAGUAGUGUCACAAGGGAAAGUGGCUGUUUGGCUGAGAUCAUUAGGAAAUGCAGCAAUCAUCACGCUCAUGUUGUACGCCUGUAGUGCGGAGAGAGGAGCUGAUAGUCAAG